This is a messenger RNA of Klebsormidium nitens, 2891 nucleotides long. NCBI's taxonomy places the organism in Eukaryota, Viridiplantae, Streptophyta, Klebsormidiophyceae, Klebsormidiales, Klebsormidiaceae. The record is from the annotation of a GenBank genome assembly.
AUGGCGCCCAUCCGAUCUACCCAGGGGUUUCAGGCAUCCCUUUCGAGGCCCACCAGCGAGCUCUCGCUGGCGUCGGGAGCAGAACUUCUCCCCGUUUCGCGGCGCCUGGCGUCGGGGCGCUCGUCGGCGGCCAACUCCGACAUGGAGGACGACCCGACGGGGAAGUCCGACCUUGAGUCGGGGGCGCGCUCAAAGAAGAUAUACUCUGCCAAAAAGCCGGUCAACUUCUGGCUGCUGCGGGUGCUCUUGAGCGUCGACCGCCGGCUGUACUACUCGCUGGCCCUCGUGUCGUGCUUUGGCAUGCUGUACAUCGGCAGCAAGACGUCGGGCAUCAUCGUCUUCGUCCUUAUCACGUGCGUGCUCAGCCUGCUCUUUGCGUGCUACCUCGCGCAAUGGGUGCUCGCAAAGGACGAGGGACCCCCCGAGAUGAUUGAGAUCUCCGAUGCGAUUCGGGACGGCGCCGAGGGCUUCUUCCGGACGCAGUACGGGGCGAUUGGACGUAUGUCCGUGUUCCUGGCGGUGGCGAUCGUGGUGAUCUACCUGUUUAGAAAAACGACACCCGAGCAGGAAGCUGCUGGGCUGCAGCGGUCAACACUGGCCUUUAUCACGUGCUUCUCCUUCCUGCUGGGCGCCGUAUGCUCCGCGAUCGCGGGCUACGUCGGGAUGUGGGUCUCGGUGCGUGCGAACGUGCGCGUCGCGGGCGCGGCCCGGAGGUCCGCACGGGAGGCGCUGCAGAUUGCGCUGCGGGCCGGGGGCUUCUCGGCGCUGAUUGUGGUGGGCAUGACCGUACUGGGGAUCAGCAUCCUGUACUCAGCCGCCUUCGUCUACUUCGACGUUCGGGGCCUCAACUCCAUGUACAUGGAAGACGUGCCUCUGCUGCUGGUGGGGUACGGUUUCGGCGCCUCCUUCGUGGCGCUCUUCGCCCAGCUGGGCGGGGGCAUUUACACCAAGGCCGCUGACGUCGGCGCUGACCUGGUCGGCAAGGUCGAGCAGGGGAUCCCCGAGGACGACCCCAGAAACCCGGCUGUCAUCGCAGAUCUGGUUGGGGACAACGUGGGCGAUUGCGCAGCGAGAGGAGCGGACUUGUUCGAGAGCAUAGCGGCGGAGAUCAUCAGUGCGAUGAUACUGGGAGGGACUAUGGCCAAAAAGUGCAAGAUUGCAGACGCCUCAGGUUUCAUCCUCUUCCCGCUCGUCGUCCACACCUUCGACUUAGUCGUCUCCGCAAUCGGCAUCCUUUCCAUCAAGGGCACGCGCGACCCGUCCUCCAAGAGCCCCGUCGAGGACCCCAUGCUAGUUCUCCAGCGCGGCUACUCGCUCACGCUCUUUCUGGCCGUCCUCGCUUUCGGGGGGUCCACCCGCUGGCUUCUGUACUCGGAAGCUGCCCCCUCGGCGUGGCUGCAUUUUGCGCUGUGCGGGCUCGUGGGCAUUAUCACCGCGUACCUGUUUGUGUGGAUAUCCCAGUACUAUACCGACUACAAGUACCGCCCGGUGCGCGUGCUGGCCGAGGCGAGCACCACGGGCCACGGCACCAACAUCAUUGCUGGCGUCAGCCUGGGCCUGGAGUCGGUCGCCCUGCCGGUGCUCGUCAUCAGCUGUGCCAUCAUCAGCGCAUACUGGCUCGGCCGGACGUCCGGGCUAGUGGACCAAAGCGGCAACCCAGUUGGUGGCCUAUUUGGCACGGCGGUCGCCACGAUGGGCAUGCUCAGCACGGCCGCGUACGUCCUCACAAUGGACGUCUUCGGACCGAUUGCGGACAACGCGGGCGGCAUCGUGGAGAUGAGCCAGCAGCCGGACAACGUGCGCGAGAUCACGGACCUACUCGACGCCGUCGGGAACACGACAAAGGCGACGACCAAAGGGUUCUCGAUCGGGAGCGCGGCGCUGGCGUCGUUCCUGCUGUUCAGUGCCUACAUGGAUGAGGUGUCCAGCUUCACGGGGAUCCCCUUCACGCAAGUGGACAUCGCCAUCCCGGAGGUCUUCGUUGGCGGCCUGCUGGGCUCCAUGCUCAUCUACCUGUUCUCCGCAUGGGCCUGCGCCGCAGUCGGGCGCUCCGCGCAGGAGGUGGUCAACGAGGUGCGGCGGCAGUUCCUGGAGAAGCCGGGGAUCAUGACGUACCAAGAAAAGCCCGACUACGCGCGGUGCGUCUCCAUGGUGGCCACGUCGGCCCUGCGCGAGAUGGUGAAGCCCGGGCUGCUGGCCGUGGGGUCCCCCAUCCUAGUUGGCAUCGUCUUCCGGAUAAUCGGCGCGUACUCGGGGCAGAGCCUACUGGGCGCCAAGGCUGUGGCGGGGAUGCUCAUGUUCGCCACAGUGUCUGGAAUCCUGAUGGCGCUGUUCCUGAACACGGCGGGCGGCGCGUGGGACAACGCCAAAAAGUUCAUCGAGAGCGGGGCGCUGGGGGGCAAGGGGAGCGACACGCACAAGGCGGCAAUCACGGGGGACACGGUAGGGGACCCGUUCAAGGACACGGCGGGGCCCUCCAUCCAUGUUCUGAUCAAAAUGUUAGCAACGAUCACACUCGUCAUGGCUCCUCUCUUCUUGGAUUGAGCUACCUUUUUCUUGUUGCACCCGAAAGGGGCAGAAUCUGUGUCAUACAUACGUUUCCACGCGACAAGGCUUUCGUACUUCAAGACGAUUAGAGGCUACCCCAAAGGUCUAGAGUUGCAAGUCGCGUCCGCAUACUUUUACGACGAUUGUUGAGAUGAUUGCCUUGUACACUACGGUUACAAUGAGAUGGUAUCCUCAACGUGAAUCAAACAAUCUUGACCCCAGUGCCCAGAUACUUGACAUUGCAACGAAGUCGUUUAUUCAACUAAUACUCCAUUAUGAGUUCCGAGUACUCAAGGUCGAUGCAUUGCCUGCUCCUUCCUUUGAAAAAUACGGCCCAGACCGCC